ACGUAAAAAAUAUUCUCUCACAACUGUCAAUAAAUAGAUAACAGAUGUUACAUAAAUUAAUUUUGUUAAAAUAAAUUUGUCUCUGACUAUAUAAGUUGACCACAAACUUUUGUGUGUGAAUUUAUCAUGGUUAUAUAAUUGGUAUCAUUAUUUGGUGUGAAUAAACGUGCUUCAGUCUGCUCCAUCAAUAUAUGGUUAUGGUCGAUAUCAGAGAGAUGAAUUAGUUUCUGUCUUUGUUUUGAAAAUGACUUAUUAGUCAUGAAAUUACAAAAAAUGUUCAUUUGAUGACAGCAUUGUUAUGUUUACGAUUUCACACUCAAAUAUUUUAUUUGCAUUUCAAAUUUUUGACAUAUUUUGAAACCACUUUAAAAUGGUAUAUAAUAUUACAUUAGAAAAGAUACUUCAAUGAAAUGACCAAGAUGACGCAGCUAACGCCUUUGUUAAAACAAAAAGUUGACGAGCUUUUCCUGCACUGGUUCUCAGAAGUGGAGACACAAGCACAGCUACGCAAGGACCUUGCUCAUAUUUGCGGCGACACUUUCUCCAUUGAUACCCAUCCUCGACCCUCGUCACCUACAGGCCUAUCACAAAUUGGUAUCAAUAUCAACGCACGACCAAGUUCCCCUCCUAUACCACCAGGUAGUCCUACUGCCACCCCACGUAGUCCAAGAAGACGCACCAAUUCGACUAAAUCUAAACGAGGCUCGAGAAAAAACUUACGUCAAAGUAACUAUAAAGAGAAGCAAGAGAAAAUAUACGCAGGCUGUGCAAAGAAUAUCAAACCGUUUUAUUUCCCUUUUGGUGAGCCAGUCAAUGAAAGUGAUAAUAUGAAGUCUGUGGAGACGGUGUUUGAUGGACUAAAAAAUUCUUCUGCUUCUUUACAAGACUUUAUAAACAUCAUAAAGGCCUGCAAUUAUCCUAUGUACUGGAAACAACCUGUAUUUAACGCUUGUGGAGGAACCAAAGACAAGCCAGUGUCGUUUACAGCUUUUUCGAAGACUUGGUUGAAAAUGCUUUCAACGUACCACGACGAAGCGUCGAAAUUUUUUUAUUUACUCGACAAAGAUAAAAAAGGAUAUUUAGAGUUCGAUGAUUUCGAAAGUUUACUGCAGGACAUUAUAAACACACACCCAGGGUUGCAUUUUUUAGUGGAAGCCCCGGAAUUUCAUUCAAGAUAUAUUAUAACGGUGAUUGCGCGGAUAUUUUACUGCAUCAAUCGUUCGUGGAACGGGCGUAUAACGCUGCCUGAAUUUCGAAGAAGCAAUUUUUUAGCGGUAUUACGUCGUUUGGAAGAAGAAGAGGAUAUCAAUCAGAUUGUGGAAUAUUUUUCUUAUGAACAUUUCUACGUCAUAUAUUGCAAGUUUUGGGAACUGGACACUGAUCAUGAUAUGAUAAUAAACAAACAGGAUUUAUCAAGAUAUUCGAAUGGAGCUUUAUCCGGAAUCAUGUUGGAUCGCUUAUUCACCGGUUGUGUUACCAGGGGAAAUAGUAUCAGUGAAGGCACAAUGUCAUAUGUAGAUUUCACCUGGUUUAUACUCUCUGAGGUAGACAAGACUACGCCUACAGGGAUCGAGUAUUGGUUUCGUUGUAUGGAUUUGGACGGCAAUGGUGUGAUCACGAUGUACGAGAUGCAAUAUUUUUAUGAAGAGCAGAUAAGAAAGAUGGAAGACCUGGGGAUGGAGACUUUAGCUUUUGAAGACUGCUUGUGCCAGAUGUUCGACCUUGUAAAACCGCAAACAGCAAACAUAAUUACUUUGCGAGAUAUUAAACGUUGCAAACUAGCUCCGGUUUAUUUCGACACGUUCUUCAAUCUUGAUAAAUGGUUGGAACACGAGCAGAAGGAUCCGUUUCAAGCUUCUAGGGAUGAUUUAGAGCAGGAACAGAGUGUAUGGGAUCGAUACAUCGCAGAGGAAUACGAACUUCUUGUUGCUGAAGAAGGUGGCGGUCUCGAUGUCGAGUAUGAGGACGAUUUCGAAGGCGAAGAUGACUUGCUGUCAGAUGACGUGCUUCAACCUAUUAAUACGUCGCUUGAUGACCUCGGACCAAGAUGGUCCAUCGUGUCGGCUGUAAACGACGGAGACAGUAACGACGAUGAUGAAACAUUUUAGCUGUUUGCUGGACGUCACGACGGUGUUCAUGCGAUAAUCGAACACUGUGGCAUAGUAUAAUUUUUUUGACAUUAAAAAAUUCGGGAAACCAUUUUGAGGGUUUACUCUUACUUUGGCUGUACUAAUUUUUGCUGAUGUUCAUUUUCGCGCUUUUCUUCAAAUUCGCGAAAUAUUAAAAAAGAGCGCGAUUUUAUUGACACAGAGAUAAUUAGUACCAGUAAUGUAAUUGGUUUUUGUAGAGUUUUUGGUCUAUUUGUAUAUAUCGGAGGUAUUGUAACAGUACGUGUAAAUAUAAAGAUUUUACUUUUGUAUAUAAAUCGAGAAUAUGUUGAAAUAUUUUGAAAAAAUAUAUUUUUUCUAACA
Hydractinia symbiolongicarpus is the source of this 2471-nucleotide messenger RNA. RefSeq names its product serine/threonine-protein phosphatase 2A regulatory subunit B'' subunit beta-like. Gene Ontology annotation, molecular function: protein phosphatase regulator activity; calcium ion binding. Bases 411 to 2108 code for a protein of 565 amino acids. NCBI's taxonomy places the organism in Eukaryota, Metazoa, Cnidaria, Hydrozoa, Anthoathecata, Hydractiniidae. Gene Ontology annotation, biological process: protein dephosphorylation. Gene Ontology annotation, cellular component: protein phosphatase type 2A complex. The record is from RefSeq and is a predicted model, not a curated record. The transcript is spliced from 14 exons.